AUGGAGGUGCUUAAGACGACGGCGAUCAGCGAGAAGGCGGCGGCCAAGCUGCUCAAGAAGUUCGUUGAUAGCAAAGAGGAGGAAGAGAACACGGAUCUGAUGAUGAACGAGGAAGUCAAGUUCCAGUUAUCUCAGGUUCUGGCGCAUUUGGAGGGCAAGAAGCCGCAGAUCCAGCAGCAGCAGGAAGAAUACCAGUAUGGACAGUACUAG
This is a messenger RNA of Phytophthora infestans T30-4, 210 nucleotides long. RefSeq lists its product as uncharacterized. The transcript has 2 exons. The record is from RefSeq and is a predicted model, not a curated record. Lineage: Eukaryota; Oomycota; Peronosporomycetes; Peronosporales; Peronosporaceae. The coding region runs from base 1 to 210 and encodes 69 amino acids.